UUUACGUUAGUGAGUCUUGAAGGGUGACAGCCCAAUGCUAGACUGCACAGGAUACCGCACUUAAAAAAAAAUAAAACAAAAAAUUAUUACACGUACCGGCAUUUCUGCGCACUGUAUUAAUGUAACAUUUUAAGCAUGGUUGCGGAGUUUUUAGUGAUGUUGUAUGAGUAUUCUCCUCUCGUUUACGUUACUGUCAUAGCAGUAUGUUUCAUUAUCACUGUGGCUGUUGUGUUGGGCUGGUUUGGAUUUGAUGUCCCGGUCAUUUUACGCAGUUCAGAUGAGACUGAAUCUCUAAUACCUGUCAAUGAGAGGAAGAUGGUGCAGGUGACCAAUCCCAUCGCUUUGGAGAUGGACUCUAGGGCUGGUACAGUAACUGAGGGUGUGAGUUUGCGGCCGUAUUGUCUUGAAGACUGCAUCCUGAGCUGUUUUUGGGGUUGUGGGGUCCAGGCUCUCCAGGCGGCCCUUCAGAGGCACCAGUGUGGGCUCCGGCUCAGCACACCAGAGCUCUUUCAAGAGGCUCUGGAAUUAAACUACCAUCACCACCAAAGCUUCAA
This is a messenger RNA of Sinocyclocheilus anshuiensis, 554 nucleotides long. Its product is annotated as cell growth regulator with RING finger domain protein 1-like. The transcript is spliced from 3 exons. NCBI's taxonomy places the organism in Eukaryota, Metazoa, Chordata, Actinopteri, Cypriniformes, Cyprinidae. The record is from RefSeq and is a predicted model, not a curated record. Gene Ontology annotation, biological process: negative regulation of cell growth. The annotation marks the transcript as partial.